AUGGAUUCAUUCGAUAGAGUUAAUGAGAAUUAUCAAAAGGUGUGCAAUGCUUUGACCAGAAGAAUCAAGCAGUUGCCAAACUAUACUGGAGAGAGCAAGAAGAGAGCCAUAAGAGAUGCCGAACAAGAUAUAAAUGAUGGACUUCAAUAUAUAAAUGAAAUGGAUAGGAUCAGUCAAUCACAUCCACAGAGGAUCAAGAUACAGCAACAGAUUAGACAGUACCAGACAGAUAUGCAAAGAUUCCAGAGGGAUGUGUUGAAGGCAUCGACAACGUCUAGCAAUGAUUUCAAUAGAGACGCGGGAUUCUCCAACGCACCAGAGGACUAUCAAUCACAGUACGAUCAGCAGCGACAGCAUCUGCUCGGUGGCUACGAGGUCGUCAACGAGUCGUCCGACCGUCUGGUACGAAUCCAACAGACAUCGGCACAGAACGAGCAGAUUGGUGAGGGUAUUCUAGUGCAGUUGGGAGAGCAGGGUAAUCAAAUCAGAUCAAUGAAGAACAAGCUUGAUGAAACAGAUGACAAUGUCAAGACUGCAAGAAAGGUUAUUGGAAGCAUGGCAAGACGUGUGGCCACCAACAAGAUCAUACUACUGUUUAUCAUUUUCCUCCUACUGGCGAUCAUCACUCUGAUCAUCUGUCUCAAAUGGUUGAGAACCAAGAAGUAA
Molecule: messenger RNA, 666 nt
Organism: Acytostelium subglobosum LB1
Lineage: Eukaryota; Evosea; Eumycetozoa; Acytosteliales; Acytosteliaceae
Exons: 4
Coding region: 1-666 (221 amino acids)
Biological process (GO): intracellular protein transport; vesicle-mediated transport; vesicle fusion
Cellular component (GO): endoplasmic reticulum membrane; late endosome membrane; ER to Golgi transport vesicle membrane
Molecular function (GO): SNARE binding; SNAP receptor activity
Source: RefSeq, a predicted model, not a curated record